AUGCACCGACAAAUGCGCUUCUUCCUACGCGCGCAUCCUCGACUCGCCUCUCCUCACACGAUGCCUCAAGACCUCGAGAGGGACAAACAAACGACGCGCAAGCGUCCGCGAGCCUCCAAGCGCGUGAUCGAACCCCUCGUCUUCGUUCGAGACUCCAUACGCUGGCCGCAAUGCGCUGAAAGAGGCGAAAACCAUCAUCCUUCACCGGCGGCGCAUCACUCCAGUCGAUGCGUCAUCGUCGACGAUUUGAGCCAUCAAAGCUCGCGGGAAGAGUACGAUGUGAUAAUUUCGAGCGGUUGUGAUGUGCUGCGCGUCACCGUCGACCUCACGGCGGACACGUCGACGAGCGUCGAGCGAGGGAAAGAACGCGCGCUGCGACCGGGACGGGUAAGCGGGACGAGCGAGACGACGACGAUCGGACGAGCGAGCGCGAGACGAGAGAUUCAAGCCUUGAACGCGAGCGAUGAUGGAUUGCGAUUAUACGCGGUGGAUGAUCACGGCGUGAUGGACUGUUGGACGAGGGAUGGGGAGGAUGGUGGCGCGUGGCGCGCGACGGCGAGCGGGACAGGAUCGAGCGACGUCGCUGGCGUCGGCGGAUGGUGCGGGGUGUUUCCAUUGGGGGACGACGGACGAGUGGUGGUCGCGAAGAGUGCGAGUCGAACUUUGGACGUGUACGACGGCGAUCGAAGGGUUCGCAGGAUGAACACGCUGUUGAGGCCGUAUGACGCGGCGACGACGGCUUCGGUGGGAGGCGACGGCCGCGUGCUGUGCGUCGCCGAGGGACAUCACCUCGCAGUGUACGACGAUCGCGUCGCCGAGCGCGGAGGAUGCGCGAAUAGAAUUCCGUUGGGGUACAACAAGCCGCUCUUCGCGGUUUCUGCGUCCAAGGCGCAUGGGAAGGAGCACGUCGUCGCCUGCGGCGGGGAGGAGCGCGUCGUUCACGUCCUUGAUGUACGAAAGUGGGGAUGCACGCAGAGAUGGAGAAACGCCGUCAAGUUCGACAUUACGCAGAUAGAGUUGAGUGCGACCGCUCCGGAGUUCGCCUACGUCGCUGGUCUCGAUUACGAGUGCAUGUGCGGGGACUGGCAAGCCAUGGAUGCCUCGGGUGGAUUUUCGUUCCGAGCCGACUCGCGUUGGAUGGGACUCGCCUCACGCCCCACCGCGAGCGGAUGCGACGUCCUCGCGGGUUGGGCCGAAAGUGGUGCGGUCUACGCCCUGCGCGCGCGCCCCGAGAGCGAGUAA
Messenger RNA from Ostreococcus tauri, 1242 nucleotides. Its product is annotated as WD40/YVTN repeat-like-containing domain. The record is from RefSeq and is a predicted model, not a curated record. Bases 1 to 1242 code for a protein of 413 amino acids. The transcript has a single exon. Lineage: Eukaryota; Viridiplantae; Chlorophyta; Mamiellophyceae; Mamiellales; Bathycoccaceae. Gene Ontology annotation, molecular function: protein binding.